AUGGACAUAUCCAGCUCGCCAUUCCCACCGCAAGGGACGUCUUGUCGAGACAGGCCUGCAUCCCCAGCUUGGAAGCAGCAAUAUGUUGCUCCCGGAGACGAAUAUUCUGCGCCACAAUUUUCACAGCAGCUUGCUGCCCUUCCAGUGCCUCGUGUGAGGCAAGUCGUGCUGUUCAGACGCACCACAGAGCCUAUCUCUGGUGACGAUCCCGAGGAGACUAUGACCUGCACUCAAGGCAUCGUCGUGGACUUGCCUCCGGACGAGGCACCACCACCUACCUUUGAGACGACCCCUGCUGCUCAAUUGCAAGAGCCUCAAGAACGGGUGCCACAAUUACAUUACGCGCCACCACCCGCGGCCGUCUGGAAUCCAGCUCUGGUGUAUGCUGAACCCGCCGUGGAGGACACCCCAGGGGGACGCGGCCAGCCCCGAGAUCAAGGCGAGCCCUCCGGCUUGUGCGCGCAAGGGCUGCAACGUCUUGAGACACCGCCGCCACCCGUUCCCUCCGAUCUCAAGCCUUCUCCGGGACCCUCAGAGCCCGCACCGGCCCCGAGUCCGCCCCCGCGCGAGAGGCCUGUCGUCGAGAUCUCCGCGCGUCGUAGCACAAUGCGCAUCAAGUCACAGUCCCCUCGGAGUCCUAUUCCCUCGGAGUCGUCCGUGACGGACUCUGACGAGUUCGAGCCGAGCACGAGCACGACAGACUCGGACCCGGCCUCGAACCCCGCGUCUGACUCGGAACCCGACCCGCAGCCACCCCGCAAGCGGCCGCGCUACGCGCCCGCGCCACGAGCGCACACCCCCGCCACGCAGACGCAGAGCAUGCCAGGGCGCGGGCUCGAGAUGGGCCCGGGGCGGUAUGCGCGCAAGACGGACUGGGAGCGGCGUGCGUUCACGGCGCUGCACGGUAUGAUCCGCUGCCUGUUCUGCCCGCCGGAGGACGGCCUGAAGCCGCGCGGGACGAUCCACCGCCUGCCCGACGCGGCGACACGGCACUUGCGGGAGACGUGCCCGCGGUUCGAGCAGAGUGAGCUGUAUAGGCGGCAUAGGAGCAAGAGCAAGGGCGGCGCGCCGUUGACGAAGGCGCAGAUUGUGGGGCGGGUGGUGAGGGAGUACGAGAAGGUCGCGGUGGUGCAGGUGUUUUGUCGCCGGGACGAGGGGUAUAGGAGGAGGUGCGCGGAGCUAGGGCUGUCGCCGGCGAACGUGGAGGCAAGGCUUGCGCGUCAUGCGAUUUUGUACAAGAUUGAGGAUUGCGAGUGCUGCCCUCACCCACUGUGGUCGGAGUAUCUGGCGAAGGCUAGGGAGGGGCAGCAGCAACAGAGGAAGGAGAAGAAGGGGAGGAAGGAGAAGAAGAAAGGAGGGAAGGGAGGCGGGAAGGACGAGGCUGCAGUCGAGCGUGAGGGUGGGGUGAAGAAGGAAGAGAAUGAGGACGUGGUCAUCCCGGUUGCAUUUCCCAAGCGUCGGAGGGAGUUCGUGAAGGGGCGAAGCCAGGAUACGAAGGGGCGCACGCUGAAGCGGAGUCUCUCCGACGUGGAUGAAGAAGAGAGUGAGGUCAAUCUGGUGCUGAAGGGCCGCUUGGAUGUUAUCGUGUCGGAAUGAGCUGCUGGUUUUGAAGUCGGUUGAUUCGCUGAAUAGCGUAGACUUGAUGUACAUAUUCAAUCAUGUUGGUACCUCGAAGAUCCACUGUGUUGGAUUUGCACCACAUCAGUUGUACUUAUCGCUGUAACGGUGAAUGGUACCGCCCUCCGAGGUGUAUUCGAGUAUGUGGGCGCCUCCGAACGUGUCAAAAUCAUUGGUAUUUUGCACCUACGCCUUCUCCGGCCAUCCCGGACUCGGAGACGUUCGAAUUCGGGAGUGCCUUGUAUACAGCUAUGGGUGGAAACGAUCUGAGCCUCAUCGACGGUCAAGACCCAGCUGCUCUCUUCCCUAGAGAAUGUGCGACAAAGCCAGUCUCGACUAGUGCAGAGGGGCCGGCAACUCCUCGCUGCGCAUACACUGUGGACGUGGUGGCGGUGAAGGUGGAAGAAACGAGCCCUCGGAUCCCUCGGGAUGAUAUCGACACCCAGCAACGCUCAGCAACC
Dichomitus squalens LYAD-421 SS1 is the source of this 2078-nucleotide messenger RNA. RefSeq lists its product as uncharacterized. Lineage: Eukaryota; Fungi; Basidiomycota; Agaricomycetes; Polyporales; Polyporaceae. The record is from RefSeq and is a predicted model, not a curated record. The coding region runs from base 1 to 1596 and encodes 531 amino acids. The transcript is spliced from 2 exons.